Macrobrachium nipponense is the source of this 798-nucleotide messenger RNA. RefSeq names its product coiled-coil domain-containing protein 102A-like. The transcript has a single exon. The coding region runs from base 1 to 798 and encodes 265 amino acids. NCBI's taxonomy places the organism in Eukaryota, Metazoa, Arthropoda, Malacostraca, Decapoda, Palaemonidae. The record is from RefSeq and is a predicted model, not a curated record.
AUGAAAAAUCUUUUCUUCAGGUUUGAGAAAGAGAGAUUAGAAAAGGAUCAGCUGAUCGACGAAUUACUGGACAAGGUAGAGGGCCUGACCGUAGCAGGACUGCAGAUGGAAGAACACAUCAGAAACCUUGAACGACUGAACAAAGAAAAUGAAAGAAAAAUCAGUUCAAUGUCCGAAGAGAUGCAGCUGAAAAACGAAAUGAUUGAAAAGGCGAAGGUUACAGAAGUCCAAAGGAAGGAAAACGAGGAGAGAGACCAGAUGCUAAUUAUUUUGGAAAACACGGUCGCAGUUCUCUCGAUGGAGAAGGACACUUUGCAUCGAGAUCUACAGCAAAACGAUAAAAGCCGAGAAGAAAUGCAAAUGAAAAUGAACAAGCUGAAUCAGGACCUGGAAGGAUUUCGAAAAGAGAAUGGAAGGAAAGAGAAAAACAUAGAAAAGCUGAAGAGGGAGAACGAGAACAAGACCUUGAAGAUGAAAGGUUUAGAGGACGAGUUACAAGUCCUCACCAUUCAGACACAGAUGGCCCGCGAAAAUUUAAAAGAGCUCGACCAAUGUAAAAGAGAAUUAGCUGAAAAAAACAAGGAACUAGAAAAGCUGAGAGAACAGAACUGGCAGAAGGAUAGCAAGAUCCUUCGACUGGAAAAUGAAUGCACCCAGAAACAAUUGGAAGUCAGCGGUUUACUGAAAGAAUCUAAAUCUGUUGUAGCAGAACAACCGACGGCAAAUGGAAAGAUGAAUGACCUGAUUAGAAGGAAAGUUCAACUUGGAUUCGAUCCUGCUGAAACGAAGGAGCACUAG